GGACCCCGAGUUCAAAAAGGCAACCAUGGAAUCAUUUUGAACCAGAUCGAUGAACAGCGAAAUGGCGGACUAUCUUAUUGCUGGCGGAACAGGCUAUGUACCAGAAGACGGAAUGACCGCAGUACAGCUCUUCAACAAUGAUGGUCUAACCUAUAGUGAUUUUAUCAUUCUUCCUGGAUUUAUUGACUUUUUGGCCCAAGAUGUGGAUUUGACAUCGCCUUUAACCAAGACCAUAACCAUCAAAACACCAUUAUGCAGCUCACCUAUGGAUACUGUCACUGAAUCCAAAAUGGCAAUUACUAUGGCUUUGAAUGGAGGAAUAGGAAUCUUACAUCAUAACUGUUCGGUGGAAUUCCAAGCUAAUGAAGUAAGAAAAGUCAAGAAAUUUGAACAAGGAUUUAUAACUGCUCCUCUGGUGUUGAGUGGUGCAAACACUGUUGCCGAUGUUUUAAAUGCAAAAUCAAACCACGGCUUUUCUGGAAUUCCUAUAACUGAAAAUGGACAGAUGGGGGGUGUUCUUCAGGGCAUUGUUACAUCACGAGAUAUUGACUUUCUCCCAAAUAUAGACCACAACAAGCCAUUGAAAGAGGUAAUGACUCCACUGCAAGAUUUAGUUUUUGCUAAAGAUGGCAUCACACUUAAAGAAGCAAACAGAAUACUACAACGCAGUAAAAAAGGUAAAUUGCCAAUAGUCAAUGAAAACGGUGAAUUAGUGUCUCUGAUAGCAAGGACAGAUCUUAAAAAGAACAGAGAUUACCCUCUUGCAUCCAAAGAUGACAACAAACAGCUCUUAGUUGGAGCUGCAAUUGGAACAAGAGAGGAAGAUAAGUUGAGGCUGCAUGAACUGGUUGAGGCAGGUGUGGAUGUUGUUGUUCUAGAUUCCUCUCAAGGAAACUCCAUCUUCCAGCUUGAAAUGAUUAGCCACAUAAAGGAGCGCUACCCAAACCUACAGGUCAUCGGUGGCAAUGUGGUGACUGCUGCGCAAGCAAAAAACCUCAUUGACGCAGGUGUUGAUGCAUUGCGAGUCGGCAUGGGMAGUGGGUCUAUUUGCAUCACGCAAGAAGUGAUGGCUGUUGGAAGGCCACAAGGUACAGCAGUCUAUAAGGUUGCUGAGUAUGCAAGGCGGUUUGGAGUGCCUGUUAUUGCAGAUGGUGGCAUUCAAACCGUAGGACACAUCACAAAGGCRCUGGCACUUGGUGCUUCCACAGUGAGCAAGAUAAGGUAAAGGUAGCCCAAGGUGUAUCAGGAUCUGUUGUAGAUAAAGGAUCCAUUCACAAGUUUAUGCCAUACUUAACUGCUGGGAUUCAACAUGGUUGCCAAGAUCUUGGUGCGAAGAGUCUUACUAUUCUAAGAACAAUGAUGUAUUCUGGUGAACUGAAAUUUGAAAGACGAUCAACAUCAUCUCAAAUAGAAGGAGGGGUCCAUGGACUGCAUUCGUAUGAAAAGAGGCUCUUUUAACAUUCUGAAUUCAUGGUUUAAACUAUCCAAUUAUGAUCUCAAUUAAUAAGGAAUCAAUUACUUCAAAGAUGUAAAACCCAGAUUAUUAUUCACAUAUAAAUAUUAUUAAUUAGUAUUCACUGAUCGAUAGUUGAAGAGAGAGCACCAAUAAGAUAUAGAUGUCCUUUGUUUUUUUCAUGGUUUUUUCAUGGUUUUUUAUUUAUUUUUUGUAAUUAUUUACAGYGUAGAGGAUGAUCAUUUUUGGUUAAUAUUCUGUUGACAUAAAAUGUUUCUGUUUAAACUAACUUAAAGAAUUAUCACUCUAAAUAUCAAAGUACUUAGUUUGAGAAAUUUAAUAGAAAUAGAAAUAAAUCCAAAUAUAUUCUAAUUGGUCUUAUUUAAUCUCGGAAUUACAAUGUUGCAUAGUCUUUUUCAUUCAGCAUUAACAAUUAUCCUUGUUAGAGUGCACGCUACCAAAGCAUGAAACAAUUCUUUUCAAAUCAACAGCUAAUAAGAUAGUAAAUCAACUAAGUAUUUACUGCGGGGGUCUGAACACAAUGCCAGAAAGGAAAUUGUCUUUGUUUCUGCCUCGCUGAAUGCUUCGCUAAUUAACUUAACUUAAUCUUAGAGUGGCUGCACUUAAUUUGUGAAAAGGAAUUAACUUCUUUGUACUACUUUGUGCGACUUACAGUGAUUUUGUACAACAACAAUAUGGUGAUUCAAAGGCAGAUUUGUUGUAUUUUUGUGCUCUUUAAUUUGUACAAUUUCACAGAUUAAAUACAAUUAAACUGAGUGUUUAUAGGCAGAUAUUUUAAAUGUCAGAUUGGAGAGUGAAGACAAUUAACCCAU
Messenger RNA from Exaiptasia diaphana, 2286 nucleotides. Its product is annotated as inosine-5'-monophosphate dehydrogenase 1. Gene Ontology annotation, cellular component: cytoplasm. Gene Ontology annotation, molecular function: IMP dehydrogenase activity. Lineage: Eukaryota; Metazoa; Cnidaria; Anthozoa; Actiniaria; Aiptasiidae. Gene Ontology annotation, biological process: GTP biosynthetic process. The record is from RefSeq and is a predicted model, not a curated record.